AUGACCAAUCCACUACUAUCACCGUCUGUAUUCAACAGCAUUCAGUCUACAUAUUCUGCCCAGUCCAACAAUCUAUCAUCUGCAUAUUCAUCAUCAACAACAAAAUCACGAAUGAUUGAAACCCAAAAAUCCACCAAAAAGGAAAGAAAACCAUUAGGAAAACUUUCGAUAAAUAGAAUCCAUGCCACAACUUCUACUACUACAACUACUGAAUUUAAAGUACUGAAACCAAAACUGAUGAUGAUGCCGAAUGCUCGAUCACUUAUGACAAGUCCAACUCCUUUGAAUUAUCAAACAAUGCGACAAUUGGGUUCACCAACCAGACAACAACAAAAGAAGAAAAAGAAUACAGGGACAGUUUCAUCAUCUCCACCGACUCCAAUGUCAAUCCCAGAUGAAUUACAUUCAAAUAGAGACACUAUCACUGGUGGUGGUGGACUUUGUUUAGAUGAUUUUGAAUUGGGUAAAAUAUUAGGAAAAGGGAAAUUAGGUCGAGUUUAUUGUGCAAAACAUAAAAAACUGGGAUUAAUAAUUGCAUUAAAAGUAAUGGAUAAACAAGAAUUAAUUGAAUUAAAUUUAGAAAAAAAUUUUGAACGAGAAAUUAAAAUUCAAUCAAAUUUAAAUCAUAAAAAUAUAUCAAAAUUAUAUACUUGGUUUUAUGAUUAUAAAAAUGUUUAUUUAGUUUUAGAAUUUAGUAUAUUUGGUGAAUUAUAUUUUCAUUUAAAAAAAUCAAAAAGAUUUGAUAAUAUUGUGGCAAGUUAUUAUAUUUAUCAAGUAACUAAUGCCCUAUGGUAUUUACAUCAAAAUAAUAUAAUUCAUCGAGAUUUAAAACCAGAGAAUAUAAUGUUAAGUUCUGAAAGUACGAUUAAAUUAAGUGAUUUCGGAUGGUCAGUUCAUCAUUCAUCCCAUCCAUAUACCCCAGAUUACAACCACAGAUCAUCUUCCUCAUCAUCUUCAGCUUCGACGUCAAGUUCAUCCUCCAGCGCAGCGAAAAGAUUAACAGUAUGUGGAACUUUGGACUAUUUACCUCCAGAAAUGAUUGAAAGCAAAAAACACGACCAUAAAGUCGACAAUUGGGCAUUAGGUAUAUUAUUAUAUGAAUUCUUAGUCGGUAUACCACCAUUUGAAGAAGUGGAAAAAGAAGCAACAUAUAAACGAAUUAUAAAUAUUGAUAUUAAAUUCCCUCGGUUUUUAGAUAAAGAUGCCAUAGAUUUAAUCAGGAAAUUAUUAGUUAAAAAUCCUGAAGAUCGAUUAGAUUUGAAUAAAGUAUUGGAACAUAAAUGGAUUAUUAAAAAUAAACCAUAUUGGCCAAAAUCGUAA
Messenger RNA from Hemisphaericaspora subhashii, 1320 nucleotides. RefSeq names its product aurora kinase (gene IPL1). Gene Ontology annotation, biological process: mitotic spindle organization; protein phosphorylation; regulation of cytokinesis. Bases 1 to 1320 code for a protein of 439 amino acids. Gene Ontology annotation, cellular component: spindle pole centrosome; spindle midzone; chromosome passenger complex. The record is from RefSeq and is a predicted model, not a curated record. NCBI's taxonomy places the organism in Eukaryota, Fungi, Ascomycota, Pichiomycetes, Serinales, Debaryomycetaceae. The transcript has a single exon. Gene Ontology annotation, molecular function: ATP binding; protein kinase activity.